AUGGCACUCUUGAGGGCAAGUGCUGCAUUGGCAGUAGUUCUGAUGCUACAGUCUCAUCAUGCCGCUGCUUGGGGAAAUUCAGACACUCUCUACAUUUACAACUCUGAUACUCUGGCUGAUAUAUCAGCUUCAGAAGCAUGCGUGAAUGCCAUGUCCAGCAAUGUUUCAUGCUAUGCCGGCUUGAGCCAGGCAGUCACCCAGACGACAUCAUGGUCAGCCAAUGCACUGUCGGAAAUGUGUACCAGCGGUUGCUCUUCCGCUUUGUCAAGCUAUGUCUCCUCUGUGGACGAAGCCUGCGGCACAAGUACGCAGUACAACAUCUCCGGUAUCUCACAAACUGCCUCGGAUAGAGGCAAAGAAAUGAAAUGGCGUUACGAUGCAACCUGCUUGACUGAUUCGGCUUCGGGCACCUAUUGCAACACCCUAUUCCAAAAUGCAAUUUCGAAUGGCACAACAAACAUCAAAUGCAGCGCAUGCUAUUUGGAGUAUUUGUCAACCCUAGUGAAUUCCAAAUGGGGUCAGGAUAUUUUGCUCAGUCCGUCGGCCUUAACGAGUCAAGUAUCUUCUUGCUCGACCAGCGGAUACUCUGUGACUUAUACACCAACCUCGACUGCCUCUUCCACGGCCUCUGCCUCGGCCACUGUUGCCGCUAGUCGCUGCAACACGACUGACCCCGAUCAAACUGUUUACAAGGUUGAAUCCGGAGAUACCUGUCUUUCUAUCUCAGCAGCUCAAAAUGUCUCAACCUCAGCCUUGAUAAACUUGAACAGCCUUGAUACGGGGUGUACGCAUAUAGUUGCUGGGGCAGAGAUUUGCCUUCCCGAUGUUUGUGAGAUCUAUCGCGUUCAGGAGACGGAUACCAUUGACAAAAUCGUUGCGAGCCUAUCGCGUCAAGUCUCUGUGCCUCAGUUUGUUGCAUGGAAUGCCAAUCUCAACUCAGCGCAAAGCUCGCAGAAUCUGACGGCUGUUUCGGGGAAGUACAUCUGCGUCAGUCCUCCGGGUACUCUCACACUCCCCGAUACCCUGGCUCUUAGGCCCGCAAGCACCGCUGUGUCUCUUCCUACCGACGCAGUCACUAGCUCCAACACCGACUGUGGUCACUGGUAUCAGGUCCAAGAUGGUGAUACCUGUGAAUCCGUGUGCGACAAAUUCAGCAUCUCUCAAUAUAAUUUCAAUUUCUUAAAUCCCCAGGCCGCAUUGAAUGCAACCUCCAGUUGCGGCAGCCUCUGGAAAGGGAACAGCUACUGCGUUCAAGCAGUGGGUAACAUCAACACCUAUACAAGCUACAUAUCCAACACCACAAGAACACGCACAUCACUUGCUAGCACCAUGAAUCUCAACGCAACCCGAACAGCAAACCAUAGCACCACCAAUCUGUUCUGGUCAUUCCCUUCCGACCUAACCACGGCCUCAACCUGGACCCCUGAUUCAGCAUACCUCGCAUCUCUCGCGACCUACACUCUCUGCGACCAGGUCAACUCAGUGUACAACAUCACCGAUGACGAUCUAACAGACGAGAUGUACCACGAUGAAGUCUGGCUAAGUGAAUACGAGCGCGUGUGCUAUCCUCCCGUGAACGGUUCUUUCCCGACCACCGGGUUCAACUUCAGCAUUACAUUGACCGAUGAUCCAAGUAUGGGAAGCUCGACGAAUUUUGAUGCCGCCUCUCGUGCAUGGAGGCAUUUUGUUCGUGAGCAGUGGGUCGGUGGCGACGGCGCGGAUCAACAGAAACGAGCGUUGAUCGAACGCUGGGCAACAGCAGACCAACAAUUCCGCGAUAGCUAUCAAUCACGAGCCCCAGAGGACGAGCCUAGUUUUUUUGAAGGUCCUGAACUUACGGAUAAAACUUUCGGAGCCAAUGACGUUCAAAGUUCCUGCAUGGUCUACUUCUACACCACCGAAUUAACCCCCGAGAAAGAAGCCCUGCUCGCCAAGUGUAUCCUGGGAUUAUUCCCAUGGGAAGACGGCUGGGACUUUCUAGCAGACGAAAUGAUAGUAUUUGUUCCCCCUGAAGACAAUAAGGGGAAUGUUCUCGAGACAUUUAAAUUCUAUCAAAGUGUCGCGCGACCCAACUUCCUCGAUAUGCACAUGGCGCUUGAUGGAACUGUACUUUUCAGAGACUGCUCCCCCAAGCUUAUUAUCGAUGACCGGACCCUUGAGACCGGACUAGGUCUCUGGGUUGAUUUUACAACCAACGGUAUCUACGAGAUAGCCCGUCGGGGUCAAAUUAUGAUGGAGGAAUUCGCCUACUUUUAUCGGGAAAUCGGUCCGGGAAAUCGAGUCCCAAUAGACCAGGCGCUCAAUUACAUUGAGGACCGGGAAAUUUACAUAGACCGCGACGAAGAUGCAGAUCCAAGAGAGAUUUUGGAGGAUGAACCAGUCGAUAUGCGACGGCCGCUUGUGGAAAUCUACAAAGGGAAUGAAGUCGAUCUGGUGGAUGACUAUGCGCCAGGAUUUCGCGAGGCGGAGGAGCAGGGUGACGGUUUAGCGAUCGGAUUUGAUUUGGAAAGGAUACUUGCGAACGAUGGAAAUCCCCUGAUUGUCAGAGAUCAUGGAAGUGACCAUUAG
Penicillium roqueforti is the source of this 2568-nucleotide messenger RNA. Its product is annotated as LysM peptidoglycan-binding domain-containing protein. The record is from RefSeq and is a predicted model, not a curated record. Lineage: Eukaryota; Fungi; Ascomycota; Eurotiomycetes; Eurotiales; Aspergillaceae. The transcript is spliced from 7 exons. Bases 1 to 2568 code for a protein of 855 amino acids.